UCUCAGCAGAACGAACAAAAAGUAGAGAGGAUUAAUCGCCAGAUACUUACCAAAAAAUCAACCAGACGCGAAUUGCUAAAAGAAAAAAUUGAAAUCGCAAAGGAUUCUGUAAUUUUUAAUGGCUAUAACCGAAUAAAUGAACAUUAUGAUGAUUUUCAUAACGCAAGUUCAUUAUUGGUCAAGCGAAAUUUGAUAACUGAUGAUGACUCUCUUGAAUCCAAUCGUAAAAAGACAAAGAAAAAUUUCCAGGAUUCUGACCAAUACGACUUUGAUCAUGGAAAAGUAGAUGUAGAUG
Molecule: messenger RNA, 295 nt
Organism: Ambispora leptoticha
Lineage: Eukaryota; Fungi; Glomeromycota; Glomeromycetes; Archaeosporales; Ambisporaceae
Source: the annotation of a GenBank genome assembly